This is a messenger RNA of Trematosphaeria pertusa, 643 nucleotides long. RefSeq lists its product as uncharacterized. Bases 88 to 549 code for a protein of 153 amino acids. Lineage: Eukaryota; Fungi; Ascomycota; Dothideomycetes; Pleosporales; Trematosphaeriaceae. The record is from RefSeq and is a predicted model, not a curated record. The transcript has a single exon.
CAUUCAAAGUGGGCGACAAGUUCUACAUUGGCGGCGACAAGCUGCUACCGCUGGAUAGGUAGGGCUAUCUACUACUCACAUUGAAGCAUGCCGAUGCUGACGUCUUCAGGUUCCUGCCGAAGCCCAAACCCCCGCCAGGUUCGAAGGUCAAGAAGCCCGCUGGAGCAGGUCGCGGAGGAAUGCGAGGCGGACGAGGUGCGCCUCGUGGCCGAGGAGGCCCUCGCGGUGGUGGGUUCUCCUCGAGAGGAGGAGACCGUGGCGGACGAGGUGGCUCAAGAGGAUUUGGUGGAGGUCGUGGCGGCAGUGGCGGCUUCUCACGAGGCGGAUCACGCGGGGGCUUCAGCGGACGAGGACGGUACUGAGCAGGUCUUACGCACUGAGGAUCACCCUUUGUCCUGGACUAAGACGAGCGACCUUUUCCUUCUUCCGGGUUUGGCGCGAGCGAGCUCCCUACCGAUACCAGUAUCACCGUUGGCGUUCAGGAGUUUGCAGGUUUCCCGAUCAGAACUGUCCGAAAUAUGGCGCAAUCUGCCGGGCGGCGUGAAAUAGCUGGAGAGCUGGUGGGACGCAUGCCGCUGUAUGAACUUAGAACCAAUCAACUGCGCUACGAGUGCAUCGCAUUGAGCUCUCUUGUAGCAGAUUU